AUGAGCACCCUCGCAGAGCUCAAGGAAGAGCUCGCUACGUCUCAAAAUGACUUGGACUGGCUGGUCAACGAGGCACUCGUUGCCGACCCCAACGAUGCCGACUCGCUGGAGAUGAAGGCCAACUUGGAGGAGUCGAUCGCCGACCUCAAGUCUCGCAUCGCCGCCAAGACGUCUGCACCACCCCCACCCCCACCCGCUGACGGACCUGCACCCAAGUACGACAUGAGCAAGCACCCUAAGUUCCGCAAGACUUCGGAGGAAGCCGCACCACCGCCCCCACCAGACGAGACUCGCGUCCAGAACUUCAACACCGGAGACUCCGUCAUGGCCAAAUACUCUGUCGACAAGCAGUGGUAUGCAGCGACGAUUGUGGGCAAGACAGGAAGCUCUGCUGACCCUGUGUACUCUGUCAAAUUCACGGGCUACCCUGACAGAGAGAACAAGCGCAAGCACGAGGUGCGCGCUGUCGAGAACAAGAAGCGCAAAGCAGAAGGUCCUCCACCACCUCCAUCCGCUCCAGCUACUGCGGCAAUCCCACCUCCACCUCCGCCCACUACCGUACAGAACGGCGCAGUCAUUUCAGCUGCGCCCUCUAUCGAUCCUUCCCUAGUUCAAAAGCGCGAGCCAAGCAAGGUCAGCGACGGACCAACGCGCAUGCCACCAGCACCAAAGAAGCUCAAGGGCGGCCGCACGCUGGAGAAGACCAAGAACAGCUGGAAGGAUUGGCAGAAGACAGGCCCCAAGAAGCCCGUUGGCAGCUCGGCGAAGAUGGUGAACAAGGAGAGCCAGUUCCGCACCCCAGACUUGCCAAAUGCAAAGGUCGGCUUCACAGGCUCUGGCAAGGCAAUGACCAAGGACCAGGCUCGUACGAAGUGGAACUACACUCACGAAGAGCCAGAAGAAGAUUGA
This is a messenger RNA of Zasmidium cellare ATCC 36951, 909 nucleotides long. RefSeq lists its product as uncharacterized. Lineage: Eukaryota; Fungi; Ascomycota; Dothideomycetes; Mycosphaerellales; Mycosphaerellaceae. The record is from RefSeq and is a predicted model, not a curated record. The transcript has 2 exons. Bases 1 to 909 code for a protein of 302 amino acids.